Racocetra fulgida is the source of this 156-nucleotide messenger RNA. NCBI's taxonomy places the organism in Eukaryota, Fungi, Glomeromycota, Glomeromycetes, Diversisporales, Gigasporaceae. The record is from the annotation of a GenBank genome assembly.
AAAAUAUUGAGCUUAGAUUCAGAGUUGCGAAAUUAAAACAAAAGCUAUUACAAAAUGACUCACAGAGUAAGGAUACUGGUGAGUCCAAACAGGUAGAUAUAUUUAUUCCAAAAGAACAAUCUUUAGCUAAUAUUAGUAAUACAGUUGAUGCCUCUC